UCUGCAAAUGCUGGGAAUAAUUUAAUUCACGAAAUGGGAGACCUGAAGUCGGGUUUUGAAGAGGUGGAUGGCGUGAGGCUCGGCUACCUCAUCAUUAAAGGAAAGCAAAUGUUUGCACUCUCCCAGGUUUUUACAGACCUGCUCAAAAACAUCCCGCGAACUACCGUGCACAAGCGAAUGGAUCAUUUAAAAGUAAAAAAACAUCACUGCGACUUGGAGGAGUUGAGGAAACUCAAAGCGAUCAACUCCAUCGCUUUCCACGCCGCCAAAUGCACCCUGAUCUCCAGAGAGGACGUGGAAGCCCUAUACACAUCCUGCAAAACCGAACGGGUUCUUAAAACGAAACGGAGGAAACUGAGCCGGGCGCUGUCUGCCACCGAUCUGCGGCCGGAGCUCGCUCCCGCCGACCCCUUCUCCGGCUUCUGGAAGGAGAACAAACUUUGGCUGGGUCUCAGCGACUCUCCUCGGCCGCUGCUGCCCGUCCGGAGGAAAGCCCUGCGCCCGGGGGACACGGCCUUGCUACCGGCCGCUCAUCUACCUCACAUUUUUAGUAAAUACACUGGCCACAGCUACCCAGAAAUCGCUCGGGCGCCUUGCAAAUCCCCCGUAAACUAUGAAACGGCGCCGGCGGCGGGCGGCUGCGCGCCCCUGCGCUCCCGCCGCCCGCUCGCCGCCGCGGCGCGGCCCCGGCUCCCGACCGCCGCUCCCCCGCCCCUGCCCGCCCGCUGCCGCCGCCGCCGCCACGGGGCGGCCGCCGCCGCCGUCACGCUGGGCCCCCCCGGCGGCGCCCGCCGGCCCCUGGCCCUGCCCCGGCCCUGCCGGCCCCGCGGCGCCCCGCGGCUGCCGCUGCCUCUGCCCCGCGGCUUCGGGCCGCCCGCCUUCCCCGAGAGCGGCAGCAGCGACUCGGAGUCCAGCUGCUGCUCGGGCCGCGCCGCCCACGACUCGGACUGCGGCUCCAGCCUCUCCAGCUCCAGCGAGGGCAGCUCGGAGGAGGACGAGGAGGACGAGGAGGACGAGGAGGGCAGCGGCGCCUCGGACUCCAGCGAGGGCAGCUCGGAGGAGGAGGAGGAGGAGGAGGAAGAGGAGGAGGAAGAGGAGGAGGAGGAGGACAGCACCUCGGACUCCGACUCCAGCUCGGUCUCCAGCCAGGUUUCGGUGCAGAGCAUCCGCUUCAGGCGCACCAGCUUUUGCAGCCCGCCCGGAGUGGUCCACGCCAACUUCUUGUACCAUCUGGCGGCCGCCGCCGCCUCCCGGCCCCCGGCCCCGGCGGAGCCCGGCGGUCUGCCCGCCCUCCGCGGCGCUCCCGGCGGAGUCAAGCCGGAGCUGCCGGAGGAGUGGGGCUGCCCCGGCUGGGCUCCCGCCGCCCCGGCGCUGCGCUGCUCCGGCGGCCUGGGGAGCUGCUUCGCGGAGAUAAGAGAUGAUAGGGUAUCCGAACUCACAUUCCCACACUCUGAAUUUUCCAAUAAUGCCAAGAGUACUGACCUAACAAUUAACUGUGUUGCAAAGGGGGCCUCUUCACCUAGCCCAAAGACAAACAAUGCAUUUCCACAACAAAGAAUACUCAGAGAGGCAAGGAAAUGCCUUCAAGCAACUACUACACACCGUGCAGAUAACAAUACAAUAGCUGCUAGGUUCUUAAAUAAUGAUUCUUCAUCAGCGGCAGCAAAUUCAGAGAAAGAUUCCAAAAUCCCUCAUUGUAUUGAAUUUGCCACGGAUUUGCCCUCUUUACAAACUGAUCCUGCGGAGGAUGCUGCUUCUCCAGGGGCAGCAGCAGCAGCUGAGCUCCAGUGCACUGAUACAGGCAAUAAGGCAUUGCCAUUCCUGCACAGCAUUAAAAUCAAAAUAGAGGACAGCAGUGCGAACGACGAGUAUGAGCCUGAUCUUACGACACAUAAGCUAAAGUGUGAGUGCAAUGAUACUAAGGAUGAGUUUUACGGUGUGACUGAGGGUAAUGACCAGGACGCUUUAUUAACAGCCAAGGAAGAUUCUGCAUGCACUGAGAAAGAAACCACUUCCUUAAACCCACUGACUCAGAGUCAGGUCCUCUCAUGCACUUUAGGUACUCCAAAACCUGAGGAUGGGGAGUAUAAAUUUGGAGCAAGGGUGAGAAAAAAUUACAGGACACUGGUUUUGGGAAAGCGACCUGUACUGCAGACUCCUCCAGUCAAACCAAAUUUGAAAUCAGCUCGAAGCCCACGUCCUACAGGUAAAAUCGAGACACAUGAAGGAACACUGGAUGAUUUUACAGUUAACAAUAGACGCAAAAGGGUAGCCAGCAAUGUAGCAUCAGCAGUGAAAAGGCCAUUUAAUUUCAUGGCAAAUUUUCCCUGUCCACCAUCACUAAUUAUUGGCAAUGAUGGGGAUUUGUUGCCAGCUUAUUCCUUAAACACCACUAAGGAUUCCCAACCACCUCACAAGGCCCAUCCUGUAUGGAAAUGGCAGCUGGGCGGUUCUGCAAUACCUCUUCCACCUAGCCACAAAUUCAGGAAAUUUAAUUAAUAAAGUAGUUUGGAAAAUA
Molecule: messenger RNA, 2518 nt
Organism: Hirundo rustica (Barn swallow)
Lineage: Eukaryota; Metazoa; Chordata; Aves; Passeriformes; Hirundinidae
Gene: SKIDA1
Product: SKI/DACH domain containing 1
Exons: 1
Coding region: 34-2499 (821 amino acids)
Source: RefSeq, a predicted model, not a curated record